Rhopalosiphum padi (bird cherry-oat aphid) is the source of this 1891-nucleotide messenger RNA. RefSeq lists its product as uncharacterized. NCBI's taxonomy places the organism in Eukaryota, Metazoa, Arthropoda, Insecta, Hemiptera, Aphididae. The transcript is spliced from 18 exons. The coding region runs from base 253 to 1854 and encodes 533 amino acids. The record is from RefSeq and is a predicted model, not a curated record.
CCGAAGUAUAGUCAUUAGUCGGACAGUGACACUCAAUGACAUUUCCUGCAGGUGGCACGCAGAGUAGUCCCACGAGUUGCGUUUCUUUGUGCUUUACUGUUUUCUAUGUUUACCGUGUUACGUUUUAAGCGUUAUUGCAUCUUAUUAUUUAUGUGCUAGUGUUACACUACUACGGAUUUUCGGUUUACCACAACUUAUUGUGCUCCUGUGCGUCCACAUUAAUAGCUGUUUCUUGUUUUAACACUGAUAAAAAUGGACAAACUUUUCAGAAAAUUUCCAAUUGAUAAUACAAUUGACCAACAAAAUUCUUAUGGAUUUGUGGACAAUAAUACAGUCGAUAAUAACAGAUACGGACGUGAUAUUUAUACAUCCGAUAAUGACAUUGUCCCAGGAUCCAUGGAAAAUAGUAUGAAAAGGACGAAAACGAAAAGCAGUAGGAAGAAAAAGAUGAGGAAGAAGAAGAAAAAAGCUAUUAUCAAAAAAAUUUUAGCAGAUCAGAAAAGAGGGAAUGUACCAUUUAACGCUGGUUCUAUUCCACUGGUUGAAAUAUCAGAAGAAGAAAAUAUCUUUCCUGAUUUGCAAGAAGAAGACGUUUCCAACAACGAGAAUUUAUUGGAGCUUUCCUCAAUUUCCGAACUUUCCGAAGUUCCCGAAGACGACUAUAUGUUUGCAGACGAAAUUGUAGUAAAUAAUGGUUUGAACUUGGAAACUGAAAAUCUGGACGAUGAUGCAAAGAAAGAGUAUAGUAUUACCAAGGUCGUUCCAUCACCGAAUAAUGAAGAUACGUCUGAUGACUGUAUGUCAAGUAUACAAAUGAGCAUGACCGUUCACCAAAACUUAAUGAUGGGAUUGAAAGUCAACAGACCCCUUAGAUAUUGUCCCUUUUGUGAAUACAUAACAAUUGAAGGGCUUGAAAUCCACAUCAUGCAAAUGCAUUAUUAUAUUAUGAAUGAGCCAAUCGAAAAAAACAUAAAUCAACUGCUGUCGAUUCAAACAGAAAGCUGCAAGUUAAUCCGUCUCAACACUGUUCGUGAUAUAGUGGGCCGAAAGCUGUGGCAAGACCCAACAAUAAGGAAAACACUGCACACUCUCUUAAAAAUGCUUCAAGUAGAACUGUGGCUAGGGAGUUGGGCAUUACCUAAUGUGCCAUUCUUUAAUCAUUUGGCACCAUAUGUCAAAACUUCAUACAUCAAUAAUUGGUUUGAAAAUGAGAAGAAAGAAGAAAUCGAUGAUCCUCCAUCAUCUCCUUCAUCAGUCAUAACAAAAUCAACCUCAAUCUAUACGGAAGGCAGUGAACAAGACUUUAACUACAAUGGUCAUUAUUCUCAUGACAAUGUUGAUAAUAUGUCGGAAGGCAUUCCUAACGUUCCUAAUUAUUUCGAGUCAUUAACUGAACGACUUCGGAACGCUGGUUUGCUGAAGAAGCUGAAUGCGGAUCAUCCACUUAUAUCACUUUAUCGUAAUGUAUUUAGGAAAAAACAACCCAACAAGCCUUUAGCUAUCAAUAUGCAAUUGGCCACUACCAGCAGGGUGUUGCGUUAUGUACAAGAUAAAUGCAUUCAAAAUGAAUUACCUGUUCACCAUUGGCUAGUGCUACUUCAGAAGCCGGAUUAUAUUAUUGAGUACCUGAGACUUCGCGAAAAACUUGGCCAAACUACAAGUACCACCAUGAACUAUUUACAAGUUUUAAUGCCUAUGUUUGCCUAUGCCAUGACAUCUUUUCCAUACGAUGAUCCAACGUUCCCUAUGGUGGAUGGGUUCCCAGACGAUAAAGUGAUCAAUGGGUUCAAGUAUACUCUUGAUCAACUUCUGGAGGUGUUUCCUGAUUCCAUAGAUUUUUUUUCAAAUAUCUAAUAAAAAUAAAUAAAAACAAACUUGUAGUUCUACACCA